Molecule: messenger RNA, 1020 nt
Organism: Anopheles gambiae (African malaria mosquito)
Lineage: Eukaryota; Metazoa; Arthropoda; Insecta; Diptera; Culicidae
Product: probable RNA methyltransferase CG1239
Exons: 2
Coding region: 104-964 (286 amino acids)
Biological process (GO): snRNA modification
Molecular function (GO): snRNA binding; RNA methyltransferase activity; O-methyltransferase activity
Source: RefSeq, a predicted model, not a curated record
GGCACAGUUGUCAUUGCAUUUGUUUACAUUUUUGCUGAUGAUCAGCCGGUGAAGCGCAGUAAAUAUUCAGCUUUGCAUAGUUGUUUAAAGUGUAGCUUUAAACAUGAAUUCAACAGCAACUACGAACCAGAAACUUCCUGCACAUAGCGAUGCCCUCGAAGCACAAGAAAAUACUGCGUCAAAUUCCACACAACACAGCGCAUCAAACAUGAAAGCACCCAAACGGGCGGCAAAGGAAAGGGACAAGCGACAGAAAAAGGUAUUUCCCUACGGCAACUACAACCGCUACUACGGUUACCGCAAUCACGAUGCAACUCCGGCCGACGACGCACGGUUGCGGGUGUUCGUGCAGCGGCGGGAACUGUUCGAAUCGAAGCGGAUUCUUGACAUUGGCUGCAACAAUGGAGCGCUUACGGUCCAGGUAGCGCUAGCCUGCCAGCCCGCCUCCAUCGUUGGCAUAGACAUCGACGGUGAUCUGAUUCGGGACGCUCGCAAACAUUGGAAAACGACGCUGAUCGCGGGCAACAAGAUGGGCGACAUAAACGGUCGAACGGUCGGCAUCGAGCUGGUCGAAUUCCAGCGCGCCAACUACAUCUACGACGAUGCCGCACUGCUCGAGCUAGAAAAACCUCAGUUCGAUGUGAUACUGUGCCUUUCGGUGACCAAAUGGAUGCAGCUCAACUUUGGCGACGAUGGGCUGCGGUUGGCGUUCAAGCGCAUGUACCGACAGCUGCACCCGGGCGGUGUGCUGAUACUGGAAGCGCAACAGUGGAGCAGCUACAAACGGCGCAAGAAUCUAAACGAAACGAUUGCGCGCAAUUUUCAAAACAUAAAAUUUUUGCCCACGAUGUUCGAACGGUACCUGCUGGGCGAGGAGGUUGGGUUUAGCGAGUGUACGGAAUUGCCGGUACAGCGGCACUCGGCGGCCGGAUUCCAACGACCACUACAAAUGUACAGAAAAUAGGUGCGAAUGGGCAUCGCGAUUUUUUUCGGAUGUCUAAAAUAAAUGUUUCUAACCAA